GGACGGCUUUUUAAAAUAAAAUAUAACGAUAAUAAAAUUCACACUUCUCUUUUUUAGUGGAUCAGAGAAUAAAAUGGGGUUCUCGACACCCUCGCGGAUGAACUGGAGAUUCACAGGGCGCUAUAUUUGUUGUUUCGGCGGAGGGAUACGUGUUUCAUUCUGCCAGAUCUAGCUUCUUUUUUCCUCCGCUGGAAGCCAUGAUGGAAGUUUGAGAGUUGUGCUGGAGAGCGACGCCGCGAGAAGAAGAUGAUUUCUUCUCUCUUUUCGACGGAAUCUGCGCGGUGGAUGUUGUUGUGAAAGCGGGAGGCUUGGUGUGAAGGGGUGAGCGAGGUGGAGGCUGGCAGAGGGACGUGUUUUUGUGGGUUUUGGGGUGUUUUUGUGUCGGAAAUCGCGUCGACCUUUUGAACGGCGGAGAUGAUGAUGAUGAUGAUGAAGAAGAAGAUGAUGGUAGUAGUGGUGGUGAUGGUGAUGGUGAUCGCUCUCUAGGACGGCUUUGGCUUUUUAAAGGUGGAGGAGACACACACAGAGACAGAGACAGACACAGAGGGCCACAGAGAGAGAGAAAUGGCUCCUACAGCCUGAGUGGAAGUGCUCCUGGGGGGUGGAAGGGACGCUCUGAGGCGAUGGAGAGGUUUUCCUGCUCGGCUCGGAGGUAAAUCACGGCGGAUCUGAUGCUCUGCGUUUGGGCUCCUGGAGGAUCCGAGAGCCCUUUUCUCUCCUGGAGGAUUGGGACACUCAGGAUUUCUGCUUUCGUUUUACUCUCCACGAGCAUCCUGAUCAGCUUCAGGACACAUUUAUAAGGCCAGCUUGUGCAGUGUAAUUUGUGCUAUGUCUGUGACAGACUGGGAGACAGUCUGCUUCAGGCCUGCUGUAGUCUGGACUGGAGCUCUGCUUGGGCCCUUAAAGCUUUAGGACACUUACAAAUCCAAGCAUCUCAUUUAUAACCGCAAAUAAUCCUCAUUUUUUUAAAGUGCAGCCUGCUUCGUUGAAAGAUUCGGGCCUGUUCGGUGGAGAUCCGGCUCUCUCAUAGACACACGGAGCAUCAAUAAUCCUAAUUUUAAUCUGAGUUCUAACCUGGCGUAAUCUGAGCACGUUCUGGUCCGAACAUCCUCAAAAAGAUCCGAAUAAUCCUGUUUUUACCAGCUGUUUUCGGUCCUCCUGCGUCAGGCGACGUAACUCUUCAUUAACGACGCUUCGUUUGAAUCUUAAUCCGAAUUUUGGAGAGCGGAAACGGCGUAAACGGAGACCGUCGAUUUCACAGACUGGAGUAUCGCAGUCCUGCGGUGGAGUGGAUCCGUCUCUGUCCUGUCCGGCGUCAUCUUCGAGUCUGAAGAAGUGAUCUGAUCGUCGUCAGGAGAGCCGAGGAACCCUGAAGAACAUCCGGGACGUCCAUCUGAAUCCGAUUCUACACCCAGAAGCCUUUUCUCUUGAUCGCAGGAUUCAGAACGCUCCACAAGGCCUGCUUCUGACUUUAGUAUCUAAAAAUAAUCCAGAUCUUCACAUCCACAGCCCCCCGGACGACGUCUUUAUGUCUGUAUUAAGCAGAUUUAAGAACUUUUUGGACGUAGGUAUACGCUUAACGUAAUUAACGGAGGUUUCUCUACCAGGAUCUGCUGGAUCGGACAUCUCCGAGGCCGUCGUGUUGUACGCACGUGUAAAUAUAUAAAUCUGCUCAGAAACGGUGCCCACGUGGACGAACGUCUUUUUUCUACACAGAAUCGUGUUUGUGAGUAAACGUGGGAACUGCGAUGGCGUUCAUUAAACAGAUCGUGAGCCGAGAAAAGCGGCGAUACCAAGAAGAUGGAUUCGAUCUGGAUCUUACGUAUAUUUACCCGAACAUCAUCGCUAUGGGGUUUCCAGCCGAGAGACUGGAGGGAGUUUACCGCAACAACAUAGAUGACGUCGUACGGUUUUUGGACUCCAAACACAGAAACCAUUACAAAAUAUAUAACCUAUGUGCAGAACGACACUAUGAUACGGCCAAAUUCAACUGUCGGGUGGCUCAGUACCCGUUUGAAGACCACAACCCCCCUCAGCUGGAGCUCAUUAAGCCGUUCUGUGAGGAUCUCGAUCAGUGGCUCUCCGAGGACGAGAACCACGUCGCAGCGAUUCACUGCAAAGCGGGAAAAGGCCGCACGGGGGUGAUGAUCUGCGCUUACCUUUUGCAUCGUGGGAAAUUUAUGGAGGCGCAAGAAGCUCUGGAUUUCUACGGAGAAGUGAGGACCAGGGACAAGAAGGGCGUGACAAUCCCGAGUCAGCGGCGGUACGUGCACUAUUACAGCUUCCUGCUGAAAAACCAUCUGGACUACAAACCCGUGGCUCUGCUCUUCCACAAGAUGGUGUUCGAGACGCUGCCCAUGUUCAGCAGUGGCACCUGCAACCCUCAGUUUGUCGUGUACCAGCUGAAAGUGAAGAUCCACACCUCGCAUCCGGCCGACACGAGGCGGGAGGACAAACACAUUCAUUUCAAGUUUCCUCAGCCACUUCCUGUGUGUGGAGACAUCAAAGUCGAGUUCUUUCAUAAACAGAACAAGAUGCUGAAGAAGGAGAAGAUGUUCCACUUCUGGGUGAACACGUUCUUCAUCCCCGGGCCGGACGAGAGCGGAGAACGAGUGGAGAACGGCUCGGCCAUGAACGACAGCGACAGCCACUCGUCCAAUCAGAGCCAGAGCUCUCCCUCCGAGCGGGAUAGAGGGAUGGGCGGAGGGGAGAGAGAGAGAGACAGAGACAGAGACAGAGAAAGAGAUGGAGAGAAAGACUACUUGAUUCUAGUGCUGACGAAGAACGACCUGGACAAAGCGAAUAAAGACAAAGCGAACAGAUACUUCUCUCCUAACUUUAAGGUGAAGCUGUUUUUCACUAAGACGGUGGACGAGACGUCGAACUCGGAGGCGAGCACUUCCACCUCCGUCACUCCGGACGUUAGCGACAACGAGCCGGAUCAUUACCGUUAUUCGGACACGACCGACUCGGACCCCGAGAACGAACCGUUCGACGAGGAACAGCACACACAGAUCACGAAAGUCUGAACAUUUUACACACACACACACACACACACAUGAAUUCAGCUACCUAUAAUAGACAUGGACAUAAAAAAACAGCCAACCAACACCAGACGAAAAAAAAAAAAAAGGAGAAAACUUGAAAAAUGUACUGAAGAGAAAAGGACCUGCCCACGUCGCCC
This is a messenger RNA of Pangasianodon hypophthalmus (striped catfish), 3184 nucleotides long. RefSeq names its product phosphatase and tensin homolog A (gene ptena). The record is from RefSeq and is a predicted model, not a curated record. NCBI's taxonomy places the organism in Eukaryota, Metazoa, Chordata, Actinopteri, Siluriformes, Pangasiidae. Gene Ontology annotation, biological process: cell motility; negative regulation of cell population proliferation; regulation of phosphatidylinositol 3-kinase/protein kinase B signal transduction. The transcript is spliced from 9 exons. The coding region runs from base 1749 to 3029 and encodes 426 amino acids. Gene Ontology annotation, molecular function: phosphatidylinositol-3,4,5-trisphosphate 3-phosphatase activity; phosphatidylinositol-3,4-bisphosphate 3-phosphatase activity; protein tyrosine phosphatase activity. Gene Ontology annotation, cellular component: cell projection; nucleus; plasma membrane.